UUCCUUCAAUUAAUAAAUCACUUCUAAAAUAACGUUUUUAAAAAACGCACUCUGGGGAGAGCUUUGGAGCUGCAAGACUGGCUUGGGACGCGGAAUUCUGCUGAAAAUCGAAUCGAAUUUCUAAAUAUAAGCCACCCACAAGCUUUGUAUUAAGCGAGUCCUUUUUAAGUGAAGGGCAAGAGAAAAACGAAGGGAUAUCCAAGCUGCCUAUUUCAAUUUGCAAUAUAUUACAGAGUUUCAAUUUGCCAAUUUCAAUUUGCAAUAUAUUACAGAGUUUCAAUUUGCCAAUUUCAAUUUGCAAUAUAGUACAGAGUUUCAAUUCGCAAUAUACUACAGAGGUUCAUCAAUGGUGGGAGUCAUGUGUCUCCCUGGACCAAAGCCUGGCAAUCUUCUUGCUGGUCUAUCACCGUCUUUGGCUUCUUUUAUCCAGCAUCUACCGCCGUCUAAUAAUUCACCAUUAAUAUUACACGAGGGUAAGGAGGCACACAUGGUUAACACAUCUUCAUCUUUGACAUCAUUCAUUCAUGAGUUACCUAUUGUUAAUGGACCUUUACCAAAUGUGGACAAGGUAAUUUCUGCAUUAUUACAUGGUGACAUUUCAUUUCAUAAGAGUGGACUUUCAUCAACUUCUAGGAGGGCAAAUUCUUCAACAAUGAAGUCAUUCCAAACAAGCCAUUUGCUAAAAAGAAAGCAAGAUGAUGAUGACAAAGAAGAGGUCGUUUGUAAAAAAUCGAUGAUGGAUAUAUUUAAGUUGCGACAAAUAAGGAAGCUUAAGCUUCAAGCCAUGACAACCAAUCAAAAUCAAAGUGGAACUACUUCUCGUACUACUUCUGGAACUACUACUUCUCAUACUAGUUCUGUUCACAGUUAAUAACCUUAAACAAAUUUUGACAUUGCAAAAAUAACAUAAAAGAUUAUUGCAUGUCAUUUGUUGUACAACAAUUUUAUGUAACAAAGAGAAGCAUUUGCUAUUUGUUCUUGACAAUA
Messenger RNA from Cryptomeria japonica (Japanese cedar), 987 nucleotides. Its product is annotated as cleavage stimulation factor subunit 77. The transcript is spliced from 4 exons. The coding region runs from base 347 to 871 and encodes 174 amino acids. NCBI's taxonomy places the organism in Eukaryota, Viridiplantae, Streptophyta, Pinopsida, Cupressales, Cupressaceae. The record is from RefSeq and is a predicted model, not a curated record.